AUGGCUACCAGCUGUCCAGCUGCACCGCACAGCAUCAAGGCUCCCAACCGUCCAGCUGCACCACACAGCGUCAAGGCUACCAGCCGUCCAGCUGCACCGCACAGCAUCAAGGCUCCCAACCGUCCAGCUGCACCGCACAGCAUCAAGUCUAUCAGCCGUCCAGCUGCACCGCACAGCAUCAAGGCUACCAGCCGUCCAGCUGCACCGCACAGCAUCAAGUCCACCAGCCGUCCAGUAGCACCGCACAGCAUCAAGUCUUCCAGCCGUCCAGCUGCACCGCACAGCAUCAAGGCCUUCCCACUGCAACGCACAGCAUCAAGUCUUCCAGCCGUCCAGCUGCACUGCAUAGCAUCAAGACUACCAGCCGUCCCACUGCACCGCCCAAAUGAACAGCACAAUCCAUGCAUUGCCAACAUUUCCUGGCUGCACAAGACUCCUUAA
Molecule: messenger RNA, 441 nt
Organism: Hyalella azteca
Lineage: Eukaryota; Metazoa; Arthropoda; Malacostraca; Amphipoda; Hyalellidae
Product: IgA FC receptor-like
Exons: 1
Coding region: 1-441 (146 amino acids)
Source: RefSeq, a predicted model, not a curated record